This is a messenger RNA of Sardina pilchardus (European sardine), 3485 nucleotides long. RefSeq names its product MICAL-like protein 2. The transcript has 16 exons. Bases 214 to 2571 code for a protein of 785 amino acids. Lineage: Eukaryota; Metazoa; Chordata; Actinopteri; Clupeiformes; Clupeidae. Gene Ontology annotation, molecular function: protein binding. The record is from RefSeq and is a predicted model, not a curated record.
UUCUUGUUUCAGCGCAGUCAUUUGAAAGGACAUUCAUACACACACAACCCAACAACAGCUAGCACUGAGCGUUUUGGUUUCGAGUUCUCUGAUGAGUUGGCUCUACGUCCUGCGGUUCGUCUACAGGACUUCGAACAGACAGUAACCGAACCGCCCGCGUGCGUUUGUUUCCCGGUCUGAAGAGAGGAUCACGCUAGGAGCGUCUCGCGCAGGAUGGCAGCCGUUAAAGCGCUUCAGCAGUGGUGUAAGAUCCAGUGCCAGGGCUACCGGGAUGUGGCCAUCACGAACAUGACGACCUCGUUUCGAGACGGGCUCGCCUUCUGCGCGCUCAUUCACAAGCAGCGGCCAGAUCUAAUAGACUUUGACUCUUUGCGGAAGGAGAACGUUUAUGACAACAACCACCUGGCGUUCCGUGUGGCUGAGGAGCAGCUGGGUAUCCCUGCGUUGCUGGAUGCAGAGGACAUGGUGGCCCUAAGGGUCCCUGAUCGCCUCAGCAUCCUCACAUACGUCUCCCAGUACUACAACUACUUCCAUGGCAAAUCACCCAUUGGCGGUCUGGGAGGCAUCAAAAGGCCUGCUGAAAGCACCAAUGAUCAGCCUGCAGGGAAGAAAAACCCACCAAUCACAGCCAAGACACACUCUCCAGCUGCACCACCAACACAAAAUCAGCCAAUCACAGCCAAGACCCAUGCUCCGGCUGCCCCGGCCUCACAAAACCAGCCAAUCACAGCCAAGACCUUCUCUCCAGCUACACCAGCCACACCGAGUCAGAGAGAGGUGUUGACUGAGCGCACCAAUAAGACUGGUACUCUAAGCAGCAGCUGCACUGUCUGCAGCAAACACGUGCACCUGGUCCAGCGCCACCUAGUGGAGGGGAGACUCUACCACAGGAACUGUUUCAAGUGCAAUGAGUGCUCCACCCUUCUCCUCUCUGGUACCUACAAACCGGGAGUCAAACCAGGAACCUUCAUCUGCACAACGCACAACACCCUCAGUCCUCCAUCCAAUCAGAGCUCACGGAACCCUCCCACAUCCAAUCCCAGACCGUGGACUUCCCCCUCAACCAAUCGGAGUGAGCUCAGCUCCAAGGCCACGCCUUCCCCUUCCAAACCCACUGGCCCGUCCUGGCUCGUCACUAAGAGUGACCACACGACGGUGCCCACACCUACGCCGUCUCCACGGCAACAGAAAACGGCGGUGACGGUGGUUAGCCCUAGCGCUGCACACAAGUCCAGCAGUGCCGCGUCGACGACGCCCCCUCGUGCCACCUCUCUCACACAGACGCACGACUCCUCCCCAGGUUCCUCAAUCAGCACCUCGGCUACCAAGAACCAACAGGCUCGCCAGCGGUUCUUCGACUCUGGAACCCCAAGCGGAACCACAAAGCAGCUAUCUGGGGUGGCUGAUAGAGCAGAAUCCGCCGGUACGGGCAUCGGAACUGGGGGAGGGAAGAAGGGAAGGGUGCUCCUGAAAGUGGGAGAUUGGAAGAAAGAGGGAGAGAAGGAGAGAGAGGAGGAGGAGGAGAAGGAGAAAGCCAAGAGUAUGAUUGGAAGAAAGCUGGCCGAGGAGAAGAGCAACAGUACUAAUCUAUGGAAAACGGAUGGAGUGAAGAGCACUGACAGCAGUGGACGGGUACGGCUAAAGCCUUUGGACGUAUCCUUGUCAACAAACACAACAGAAGACAAACCAAGUCCAGCCUGGAUGAAUAAAUCCAGUAAGGACAACAAACCAGCCCUCGCACCCUCUAAAGAAAAUGACUCGGCCCCCAACAGCUGGAGGUCAAUGCUUAAGCCCGUCAAGGACACCAAAUCUGUUGGCUCCACGGACCCCGUCCCAUCCAGCCACACUGAGAGCCCAAAGCCCAAGUCCACCUCACUUCUGUGGGGAGGCAGCUCAGGCAAGCCCCAGGCCUCUGGGCCUUCCUCAAAUCCUGCUGCUCCUGCCUCAUUGGGCACUCCUACCGGCAAGGAAUCCACAACCCCAGAGACUACACACUCGAAAGAAUCACCAAAAUCACCAAAGGGUAAACCAGACUACAUCCCCAAGGAGAAGAUCCUGGAGGAGCUGGAUGAGAUUGAGAAGAAUCUGAACGAGCUGGAGGGGAAGGGAGUGGAGCUGGAGAAACAACUCCGACAGUUUGAAGAGGAGGAGAAGGAAGAUGUAGUACAGGAUGAGCUCAUGGUGGACUGGUUUAACCUCAUCAGACAAAAGCAGGUCUACAUGAGACGCGAAUCUGAGCUUGUCUACAUUGCCAAGAAUCAGGAUCUUGAGGAGCAGCAGCCCGGUGUUGAAGCCGAACUCAGAAGGCUGAUGACCAAACCUGAGCACUUGAAGACGUCGUUUGACCGCAAGCGUGAGGAGGACCUGAUGGCCAAGCUGAUGGAGAUAGUUAACGACCGUAACGCCAUAGUGGACGGACUGGAUGAGGAUCGACUCAGAGAGGAGGAGGAAGAUGAGCAACUCAAUAAGAUGAUGGAGAGUCUUGAUUUGAAGAAAGAGAAGGACAAGAAGAAGUCUCCUAGGUCUAAAUGGUUCAGCUUCAGGUCCAAAAAGGACAAUGCUGUGUCUUGAAAUCUUUAUUUUUCUCACUGUGUACUGUGUGCUGCUCUUUUGUCUCCCUUAGUGACAGGUUUGUGUUGUUGUUAUUGUUGUUGUUGUUUGUUUGUUUGUUUAUUUGAUGUUGCUUUCUUUGUGCUGCUGUACAGUCAUGCAGACUGGACAAAUGUAGAUCCGACCUAGUAUCUGUGUUGACACACAGAGGCCGUUACUCUAGGAGACAUUUUACCCACAUUUUAAUGGGAUUUACACUGCAGCAAGAUUUGCUAAAGUGCUAUCAUGGGCUCUUAACUCUUACAAGUAUAUUUUUACUAUUUGAAGGUAGAGGACUCAAGCAGUGCACUACACAUGAGAUUGCACCAGAGGGCGCUGCUUGACUGAUUCUGUUGCAGGCACUUCAGAAUCAUAUCAGACACACACACACACACACACACACACACACACUAAUUUGCCUGUGAUCAGUCAUUGACAGGGUCAGAGUAUUUCAGACUUUCAGGGACAAGUGUCAAGUGUAUUACAUUCAAUGGCUAAACAAGUGGAUGCAGAGUGCAAUCAGUCUUUAUUUUUCAGAGUGAUUUUGUGUCAUACCUUUUGCAUUGUAAUAUCACAGAAUGCUGGAUCAUAAUAUGAAUGUAUUCUAGCAUUGAUGAUCUUGUGGUUUUACAGUAACAGGGCUACCCAGGAAUAUGACGGUUGCAUCAAUGUAUUGUGACCUAAUAAUACAUUUUAUCAACUUUUGAUAGCUUUGUUUUAAUUAAGAGUUUUACAGAUAUUAUAUUUUAAAAGUUGAUCAUAUUUGUUUUUAUCUUCUGUAUUACCAUAGCACAACAAUGACGCCAUGACCUCUAAAUAGAAAUGCAUUCCUCUUGGGUCCUUUCAAAGGGAGAUUGGUCAAUUGGCUCCAUACAUUAAAAUAACACAAACCAUCA